This is a messenger RNA of Enterobius vermicularis (human pinworm), 981 nucleotides long. NCBI's taxonomy places the organism in Eukaryota, Metazoa, Nematoda, Chromadorea, Rhabditida, Oxyuridae. The record is from the annotation of a GenBank genome assembly.
GAUUAUCAUUUUCAAGAAAUGAUGUUCAACGUCAUGUACGCCCCGCAAAAUUACUACUGCUUCGCUAUCGACAACAAGGCAUCUGAAAGUUUUCAUAGCAAGAUGAAAACCCUGGGGAAAUGUUUCGAAAACGUUAUAAUAAGUGAUGUGGAAUUCAAUGUUGACCAACCGGGUCACAAUAUGGUCAGAAGUCUCACUUACUGUUUACAUUUACUGUUACAGAGGCCGAAGUGGAAAUACGCUAUCUUGCUACAGAAUCAUGACGUUCCACUGAAAACAAAUCAUGAAGUGGUCCAGAUUCUCAGAAUACUUAACGGAACAAAUGAUGUAGAGAUGAAAUUCCCGCAUCAAAAUAGAAUUCCGCCAAAUUACGUGUGGACAUACGAUGCUUUAAAAAUUUUUCGGGAUCUCAACCUCAAUAAAAAUCAAACGUUUCAUAUUGUUGAAGGUUCAGUACAGGGAAGUUUCAGUCGAUCGUCUGUUGAGUACCUGUUAAACGAUCUCGACGUAACAAAUUUUAUGAACAGGCUGGAAGCAAUGCCGUAUGGAAUCGAUGAACUUUUUUUUUCGUCGUUCAAUAUGAAUGAUGGAAUCGGUAAAGAUUUUCAACUUGAACAAUGUGUAAUUACUUUUUUUGACACUCGAAAAUUACUUAAUUUUUAUCAGAUAAUUCCAAUAUUUUUUAAGACAAGGUAUUGCAACUUAGUGCGGCACGGUAUCUGCAUUUUUGGAGUUGAAGAUCUAUGGCAUCUUAAUGCAUCCCGAUUUAUUAUUGGCAAUAAAUUUUAUCCAGAACUAGAUUUUGAAGCUGUAUCGUGUUGGUUACAAUGGAUUUUUCGACUGACACAUUCGGCGAACAGUCGUUCGCUGGAUCUCAAUUAUUAUCAGGAACUACCUCACGUUAGGUUUAACAGAGAUAUUAAAAGAUACCGCCAUAAUUUAUCAGAUUUUAAUUGCACAUUUAAAUAUUCAGCAACGUAG